Molecule: messenger RNA, 1704 nt
Organism: Ilyonectria robusta
Lineage: Eukaryota; Fungi; Ascomycota; Sordariomycetes; Hypocreales; Nectriaceae
Exons: 1
Coding region: 1-1704 (567 amino acids)
Source: RefSeq, a predicted model, not a curated record
AUGACUUCGUUGCCGCCCGAUCCUUACAAGACCUUGGGAGUUUCCAAGGAUGCGCAAAUCACAGAAAUCCGUUCUGCGCACCGCAAGCUCGUCCUCAAAUGCCACCCCGACAAAGUCCAAGACCCUGCCUUGAAGGCACUGAAGCAGGACGAAUUCCAAAAGGUCCAGCAAGCCUACGAGCUUCUCAGCGAUGAGAAGGAACGACAGCGCUAUGAUGACCAGGCACGCAUUGCCGAGCUGCGAAAGCAGAUGCAGUCCAAGGCCAACACGUCAAGUCCCCGCGCGACGCCCACCACCUACAAGUUCGACAUCCGAACCGCCGAGCCUCGCCCCAACUCGUACAAGUCGACUUCUGGAACCCCUCCCGGUUCCAAGUUCUACCCGCGGUCAUAUGAAGAUGACCGUGGCCCUCAAAUCUUUGAUGCCGAGCCUCGCGUGAGACGGGAACAGUCAUACUCGGACAAGACAAAGCGGGAAUCCGAACGCGAGCGAGAGCGUGAGGCAACCAAGGAGAAGGAACGCGAACGCCAGAAGAAGGCAAGCGACGCCCUUCGCCGCGCUGAGAAAGAGGCCAAGGAGCUCAAGGAAGCUCGACGAGCGGAGAAGAAAAAGGAACGCGAGAAGGAACGCAAGCGGGAGGCUGUGGAUAAGAAGCAACGCGACAAGCCGCCUUAUUUGGAGCCCUAUGAGGACGAGCCUGUCAAAGAGAAGAAGAAGUCGAGCAAGAAGCACGACGAGAAGCGGGAUCGAUCUUCUCACCGAGAAGAGGCUAUGCCCAGGAUGAGCGCACCCCCUCCCCCCAUGCCGGACCAACCGUGGGCCAGCACUCUUGACUCGGCUGUCUCAUACAUCGAAGCAAAGAACCGAUCCAAGGCCUACCACCCCACCCGUGUUCAGCCUCCUGCUGCACCCACUCCCCCUCCGGCCCCCGGCCUAUCGUCCCCCUUCUCGCCCCCUCCUGACGACGAUGUUCGUCGCUCUGCGGCCAAAUCCCGACGAGGAUCCUCUGGUGAGAAGAAGGCGUACAAGAAAGCGUCGCAUGAGGUCCUCGAGGACCCCGUCAUCGUGGACACAUCGCCCUCCGCACACUAUGCGCAGAAAUCUGCUACGGCUGCUGCUGCCCUGUCUGGUUCACCUCCACGACGUGAACUGCAUCGGCAACAUACCAUGCCCAUAUCUGCUGAGAGGUUCAGCCGCCCAAUCCCCAACAUGUCCAGGUCGCAAACAUUCACCGCUGGCUCAUACCCAGAGAUGGUGGACCCUCGUGGCCGCGGCCGCUCAAAGCUGCAGCCUCAAAUCGAAGAGAGUGACUCCGAGGAUGAGCACGCACAGCGACGCCGAGAGCGUCGAGAGCGCAAGCACAGCAGCAAGAAACAUCACUCACCCGAGCCUCACGCUGCCGAGUACGUUCAGCAGUACAAGGUUGAGGGCGGUCGCACGGUGCCGCAGAAUUCGUACACGCGCAACAUGGAUCCCACCGGCGCGGAUGCAUAUGGAUACUAUCCAUCCCAUGCCCGUGGCAUUCAAGUUCAGGAGACUCGUCCGUCGAUGUCAGCACGCGAUGCAAGCUAUUCGAGUUCUCCUGGGAAUUAUACAGGCAGCUUCGGUACCAAGGUCAAGACCUCCAAGGCCUACGACUUCGGAGAUGUUGCCUAUAGCAAUACCUACGCGAUGUACCACGAGGACUAUGCGCAAGCGUACUAG